Messenger RNA from Adineta steineri, 474 nucleotides. Lineage: Eukaryota; Metazoa; Rotifera; Eurotatoria; Adinetida; Adinetidae. The record is from the annotation of a GenBank genome assembly.
UCCUCCCGUGCUCAUUGACUAAUGAAACUCGUCUCGAACACGCACAUAAAGAACGAGACGAUAAAAGAAAAAAAGAAAACAGAUCGUAAAAAAACAGCUGAUUGUCAAAAAAUAAUCGAGACAAAUAGAUUGUUGAAUGUAAUACACGUGUAUAUUAGAAAGAAUAAAAAAAAGUAAAUCAAUAUGAAGAAUUUUUUAUAUUUUAGAUCAAUCGAUGAUGUGCGACAAUCUUUCAUUGUAUAAAACAUAUAUUCCAUCAUCAACUUCACUUCCAUUAGUACAAUCGACAACAAUCACUCCGCAAUUUUAUCCUAUGAAUAAUAAUAAUGAUGAUGAUGAAGAUGAAUAUAGAUCAAAUACAAGUAUUAAACGUAAACUUUCAGAUUAUGAAGAUAAUAAUUCAUCGCUAACAACUCUUGAACCUUCAUAUGAUUGUAAUAAUAGUGAUGAAUAUGAUGAUGACGAUGAUGAUGA